AGGCGCGGCGCCGGCGCUGUGCGCCGCCGCCCCGCCGGGCUGCGCGCAGGGGGGCGGCGCUGCCCCGCCGGGGCCGCCCGUCCUCUCCGUGGAGGAGGGGGCGCUGCUCGCGGCCGAGGAGGAGUUAGAGGAGCUGCUCGCGAGCUGCCCCGUGCUGCUGUUCAUGAAGGGCUCUCCGGACAGGCCGCGCUGCGGCUUCUCCCGCGCGGCGGUGCUGGCGCUGCGGGGCCUCGGUGUCGCCUUCGACCACGUGGACGUGCUGGAGCGCCCGGCGCUCCGCCAGGCGCUGCGGCGGCGUUGGCCGACGUUCCCGCAGCUCUACUCGCAGGGGCUGCUCCUCGGCGGCGCCGACGCGGUGUCCGGCCUGGCAGCCCGCGGGGAACUCCUCGACGCCCUGCGGAGUUCCACCGCGCGCGAGCGGGCGGCGCUGCGCCUGCUGCUGCCGCCGGGCGGGGCCGAGGGCGGCGGCUGCGGGGCGGCCCACGUUGGCGCCGCGGAGCCGGCGGAGCAAAAAGGUCCGCCCGCCGUGGUGGCGACCUUCGAUCGCCAAGAGUCGAAGAAGAAAAAACGGCAUACAGAUCGCCUCGCUCCUCGGCCGAUCGGGGGCCUGCCGCGCGGCUCCGUUCGAGCCGUGUCGGGCAGCGGCGCCACGCAGUGAAGUUGCAAGCGCGCGCCCGCUCGUGGGGGCUCGCAGAG
Messenger RNA from Prorocentrum cordatum, 696 nucleotides. The record is from the annotation of a GenBank genome assembly. NCBI's taxonomy places the organism in Eukaryota, Dinophyceae, Prorocentrales, Prorocentraceae.